GGCGGCGUCGCGGCUGCACCUGGCGCGGCUCGGCGGGGCCAUGCCGGCGGGCACGGCGCCGGGGCUGGACGUGCCGCUGACUGCCGCGCCCGGGCGGGACAGCGGCGGCGCGCACGGAUACACAGAUCACAGCAUCAUUUCAAAACCUUUUUGACUCGAAUUAACUUCAUCCCAUUAACUUGAUGACAGAAGGUCAUAGAGGGUCUGGCCCUGACAUGGGUGGCGGUGUUCACUGCAAGGGGGCUGCAGCCCCUCAGGGCAGCUGGCUCUGGGCAGAGGCAGAGCUGUGGCUACCAGCAAGCCUGAAGCAGGAGUACAGGUGGAUGAGGAGCCAGUGGGAGCUCCGGGCAGCUAUAGGGCAGUGCAGCCACGUCUUCCCUCCCCAGCUCGGCACACUAAACAUCCUUCAUGGCAACGGCACAGCUGUGGGGACAGUCAUAACAUUCCAGUGCUCUGCUGAGUACCAGCUGGAGGGACCUGGCUUCAUCACCUGUGUUUGGAAAGGGAAUGGUACCCAGUGGACAGCCGGAGUGCCCUCCUGCCAGCCCAUAUCAAAAUAUGAGAGUUUUGGAUUUAAGGUUGCAGUGAUUGCCUCCAUCGUGAGCUGUGCCGUCAUUCUGCUGAUGUCCAUGGCUUUUUUAACUUGUUGUCUUAUCAAGUGUGUGAAGAAAAGUGAAAGGAGGAAGACUCAAAGAGAUAUGCAGCUGUGGUACCAGCUCAGAGCCGAAGAACUAGAGCACAUGCAAGCUGCUUACUUUGGGUUUAAGGGAAGAAACAAUAACAACAAUAAGAAACUCAGGAAUAAAUCCGUAUUUGAUGAUGCGGCUAAAAUGGCAUAUGAUAACCAAGGCUUCUGCAGUAAAAGCCCCUGUUGUUUGGUAUCAGGAAGGCCUUUUUGUUGGAUCCUUGUGCUCUGCAUUUCAAGACCACCUGUGACGGCGCGCAGCCAAGGCACAGCUCUGGAUCCACCAGCCUGUGGGAUGGAGGAGGUGCUGCCAUGGGCACUGAUGGCCAGUGCAUGCCUGCAGGUGGAAAGGUGGUCGAGGGCAUCAAAGCAGCACCCCUAUGAGAGCACUGAAGGGUCAUCCAAUUUUUGGAAAACCUGCUUUCUUUUCCAAUUAUUAAUCUGUUUGAUGUGUGAGGAAACAAGGUUGUACCCCUGCAAUGCACUUCUCAAUAUGUGCUGUGAAAAGGAGCAUGGAGAUAAUUCUCAACACUUGUUCCAGUUAAGUUCUCAAUUCAUUAAAUCAAUACUAGCCAAUGUUUACCAGGAGAUACUUGUUCUGUGAGCCUUUUGCUUGCAGUGUUUCGGAACCCUGCCAGACCCAACAAGCUUCUCUACCCAGAUGUGUUCCUGCAUCCCAUGUUAAACCUUUGCUUCUCCCUACACAGGGCUGGCACCAGC
Molecule: messenger RNA, 1405 nt
Organism: Neopsephotus bourkii (Bourke's parrot)
Lineage: Eukaryota; Metazoa; Chordata; Aves; Psittaciformes; Psittacidae
Gene: SUSD3
Product: sushi domain containing 3
Exons: 7
Coding region: 183-1289 (368 amino acids)
Cellular component (GO): plasma membrane
Source: RefSeq, a predicted model, not a curated record